GGCGGCGCUGGCGCGGCGGGGCCGGGGCGAAGCGGGCCCGGGCGCCUCCUCCUCAGCUCCCCAUGGCCGGCAACUUCUGGCAGAGCUCGCACUACUUACAAUGGAUUUUAGAUAAACAAGAUCUGUUGAAGGAACGCCAGAAGGACUUGAAGUUUCUGACUGAAGAGGAGUAUUGGAAACUGCAGAUAUUUUUUACUAAUGUUAUCCAGGCUUUAGGUGAACAUCUGAAAUUAAGACAACAAGUUAUUGCCACUGCUACAGUCUACUUCAAGAGAUUCUAUGCCAGAUAUUCCCUAAAAAGUAUAGAUCCAGUAUUAAUGGCUCCUACCUGUGUGUUUUUGGCAUCCAAAGUAGAGGAAUUUGGUGUUGUUUCAAAUACAAGGUUGAUUUCUGCUGCUACUUCUGUAUUGAAAACUAGGUUUUCGUAUGCCUUUCCUAAGGAGUUUCCUUAUAGGAUGAACCAUAUACUAGAAUGUGAAUUCUAUCUCUUAGAAUUAAUGGACUGCUGUUUGAUAGUGUAUCAUCCUUAUAGACCUUUGCUCCAAUAUGUGCAAGAUAUGGGCCAAGAAGACAUGCUGCUACCUCUUGCAUGGAGGAUAGUGAAUGACACAUAUAGAACUGAUCUUUGUCUGCUGUAUCCUCCUUUCAUGAUAGCUCUAGCUUGCCUACAUGUGGCCUGUGUUGUCCAGCAGAAGGAUGCAAGGCAGUGGUUUGCUGAGCUGUCUGUUGAUAUGGAAAAGAUUUUAGAAAUAAUCAGGGUUAUUCUGAAGCUGUAUGAGCAGUGGAAGAACUUUGAUGAGAGGAAAGAAAUGGCUACUAUUCUUAGUAAAAUGCCUAAACCAAAACCACCUCCAAACAGCGAAGGAGAACAGGGUCCAAAUGGCAGCCAGAACUCUAGUUACAGCCAAUCUUAAGACAUUCCAAAGAAUUUCUUUACGGACCACUUUUGACUCAAGACAUCCUGGGAUCUUUCCUGUGUUCAUGAGAUGGACAGAAGCUUUUAGUAACAUCUUUGACAAAGAACUUGAAGAAUAAAUAGCUUGUUUGUGUCAAGCAUUUGGAAAGCUUUUUAUCUGAAACUGCAUCAUUUUCUCUGACGCUGGAGCAAACGUACUGAGGUUGGGGGUUUUUCAGUGUGAAGAAUCAAACCUUAAACCAAACUGCAAAAUAUUAACACUGUCCACACUCAAACCAAAUAGCCCAUUAUUGGUUUUGUUUGCUAGGAGAAAAUUGUAACUUGCCAUUGAAGUGCUUUUAAAGCAGCACCAACCUGAAGCCCAAAUGUAACUGUAUUAACCAUUCGUGUGGUCCUUGUUUUGGUUGUGACUGAAGGAUGAUGGUGCAAGUGUAUGUAAAAUCAAUUCAUUACCAUGAGCUCUGUUGAUUGGUUUUUUUUAAAAUACAAUAAAUACAGAUUCUAUAACAAGUCACACAGCAGUUCUUCAGAACCAAAACCCUUCAAAGAGCCUGCAAACGACUCUGUUACAUGAAAGCUGCAGGAAAGACAUUGAAUUAAUUUCUUUUGGAUUAGAGAAACGCUGUUUAGUUCAUUAGAUGUACUUGGAUGUUUUUGCCAUGAAGUGUAGUAGCCCAGCUUACCAGAGAAGUGCAAUAUGUAUAGUGAUUCUGCAGUUUUCUUAAACAUUUCAAGUGUUAGGAAUGAAAAAAACCCCACCAUACUAUUUUUUUGGCAAGUUAAUGUACUGUCUAAUACAAUUGGAAUAUUUCACAGUCAGUUACAAGUCUGCAUAUGUUUAUUAUGGUGGUUUCUGGGUUUUUCUCUGUGUGUGUGCUAAAGACAUGCACAGUUCACCUGCCUUCAGUGUUAGUGUGAAUUUGUUUGGUUCAUUAGAGCGUUUGUUUAAGAGGAUCAAGCUUUUGUACUGGCUACUUUGAAUUGUGAUGUUAGGAACAAAUGGGAUUCCUUGGUUAACUAAUGUUCUGGAUUAAAAUGAGAUUCCUUCAAACAAAAGGCCAGAUCCUGUGUUCCUUACUCAGGCAGAUAUCCCACUGAAGUCAGGAAUUGGCCUGAAUAGAUUUUUUUCCUCCAUUUUUAGGUAACUUUGAUUAAGUUCUGUACCACUUCAUUCUGAAUGACAAUGCCAGCUUGCCCGAGGAUAACAUUUGAAUGACAAAGUGCUGUAACAUUGUUCCACUGGUCUGAUACAUUGGCUUUCUGAUGUGUCUUGGUUCAAAAAACUGGCCAUUUCAAACCUCCCCGUUUUGGCAAAUAGCUGUCUUUGUAAUUGGCUGGUCAUUUGGUGAAAUGUAACUGCAGUGUGUUUGUAUGGAGCCUGUUAUGCCACUAGCAUUUCUUUCUGGUCAGCUCAUUUUUGUAAAACAUGAGGGAAAUAAGCCCAAAUCAGUCUGGGGAGAUAGAAAAUACAUACAUUUUAGUCUCUGUUACUUAUUUGUUGCCAUUUGAUCCAUACCUUUUCCAGACACUCGAUUGAUGAAGUGGAAUUUGGCUAUUUGCCUUUGUUUCUUGAAGUCUAAAAUGUGUUAUUUGUAAUGUGGACUUGGGGAGUAGAAAUAAAUCAA
This is a messenger RNA of Colius striatus (speckled mousebird), 2541 nucleotides long. It is a transcript of the gene CCNC, whose product is annotated as cyclin C. The transcript is spliced from 12 exons. Lineage: Eukaryota; Metazoa; Chordata; Aves; Coliiformes; Coliidae. Gene Ontology annotation, biological process: positive regulation of transcription by RNA polymerase II. Gene Ontology annotation, molecular function: cyclin-dependent protein serine/threonine kinase regulator activity. Gene Ontology annotation, cellular component: nucleus; mediator complex. The record is from RefSeq and is a predicted model, not a curated record. The coding region runs from base 63 to 914 and encodes 283 amino acids.